Poecilia reticulata (guppy) is the source of this 1546-nucleotide messenger RNA. Lineage: Eukaryota; Metazoa; Chordata; Actinopteri; Cyprinodontiformes; Poeciliidae. The record is from RefSeq and is a predicted model, not a curated record.
UUCUAUCUCCAUCGUGGGUCACUACACGUCCUGUCAGAAAGCCUGAAAUGUCUGACAUGCUGCUCUCCUGCUGCCUCCUGGUCUUGCUCUUGACUGAUUCAGGGUUCACAGCUCCUACAGCUAUCCCGGAAGAAGAGAGCUCUCCUUCACCAGAAACAGAGUUCGACUUGAAGCUCGCCACAGACUACCUUCAUCAGUACUACAACCUGGAAAAUGAUCAUUUGGUGCGCAUGAAGAGGAGCGAGCCCUCCUUUAUCUCCAAAGUGAAAGAAAUGCAGUUGUUCUUUGGACUCAAUUCAACUGGCGUUUUAGACCCCGAAACCCUGCAGAUGAUGCAGAGCCCCCGGUGUGGUGUUCCAGAUGUGGAGGAGUACAGUCAUAUCCAUGGCACACGCUGGAAUAAGAAUGUCCUCACAUACCGUAUAGGCAGAUACACCAGAGAUUUGCGGCACAGCGUUGUGGACUCUCUGAUAGAGUCAGCUUUCCGUGUUUGGGCCAGAGCCAGCGGUCUGACGUUCGUCAAGACAAACAGCCACAAUGCUGACAUCAUGGUGGAGUUUGUAACCUAUGCGCAUGGGGAUUUUUAUCCUUUUGAUGGCCCCAGAGGCACGCUGGCUCACGCAUUUGGCCCAGGCAUGGGUACUGGAGGAGACACGCACUUUGAUGAUGACGAGCGCUGGACAGCAGCAGAUGCAGGGUAUAACCUGUUUGUGGUAGCAGCUCAUGAAUUUGGCCAUGCCUUGGGACUUAGACACUCUAGAAACCCAGAAUCCCUGAUGUAUCCAACUUACAAAGCCUUCCAUCCAGCAAACCUGCUGUCCAGAGAAGAUGUAGCCAAUAUCAAAGCACUUUACACUGUGUCAGCUCCUCUCAAGGUUGAUAGAAACUUGCCCCUCAGACCGCUGUUGCCGAGGCUCAUGCAGGACAAAUGUGCACCAGAUAUAACCUUUGAUGCUAUAGCAACUCUUGGGGAUGCCACCUUCUUUUUCAGAGACAAAUAUCUUUGGAUUAAACAUAAUGUGCAGUCUGACAUAAAGGAAGGUCUCAUAUCCAACUUUAUGCCUAUGAUUGAAACCAGAAUCGACGCUGCCUUCUGGAUACCUCGCAGAUCAACCGCUUACCUUAUUCAUGAAUCCACAUUCUGGACAGUAAGAGGGUCUGUUGUGAGGGGAAAGCCAAGAUCACUUUCCUUCUUUGGAUUUCCAGCUUGGGUUCAAGAUGUUGAUGCAACUGUGCAUAUUGUUAAAACAGGACGUACCCUCUUCUUUAUGAAUGAUAUUUACUGGAGUUACAACGAGAACCGAAAGGUGAUGGAUUUUGGUUACCCAAGAUCCAUCAGUGAUGACUUCCCGGGAGUCAACGCCACAAUAAAUGCAGCUUUUUAUAAAAGAAAUUUCAUCUACUUCUUUGUGGGACCACAAGUCUACAAAUUUGACUACACCCACAAAUCUAUUGUCGGAGUGGAAACAGCUAAUGCUUGGCUUGGCUGUUGAAAGAAAACUCGUUGAAACAGAUACAGAAGGAAAAUGACCUGCAAACAUUUUUU